AUGCCAGAGCUAGGGAUUUGCCUUUCAGGGCUUGUUGGCUUCCUGUUAGUCUUAACAGCUGAUGCCAGAGUUGGAAACUCAUCUCAGUUAAGUUUCUGUACUGAGACAGAGCAGUGCCUGCUCUUCGAUCUGAUUUGUGACACUGACGAGUACGAAGUCCGUCACUAUGACUCUGUCAAAUGGGUUUCAACUGACGAAACACACUUUUCCAUGGAUAUAGCAACAAUGAAAGCAUUCAGACGACUGUUUGACUACAUCAAUGGUACCAACGAAAAUGGAAAUAAUAUUAAAAUGACAGCUCCUGUUCUUUUGAAAGUCUCUGACACCAAGUAUUUCUGGCAAAAGGGGACCUACACAAUGAGUUUCUUGCUGCCACUUGAACAUCAGAAAAAUCCCCCCAAACCUACUGAUGAUAAGGUGUACAUCAACAAGAUGCCAGAUAUGAACGUGUAUGUAAAGAGCUACGGAGGAUGGAUGAUGAGCUGGUUUGACCAAAAACAUGCGAGCGAUCUGUCCUCUGCCCUUAAUUCAGUGGGUGCAGAGUACAAAAAAGGCUUCCACUACGCUGCUGGAUAUAACAGUCCAAUGAAAAUCUUUAACAGGCACAAUGAGGUGUGGUACGUCGCUGAUGAUGAGCCGGUGUGUCCCAGCAGCGAGGAAUUGGAUUGAAUAUUAAAAGCCAUGGGCAAU
Molecule: messenger RNA, 690 nt
Organism: Anoplopoma fimbria (sablefish)
Lineage: Eukaryota; Metazoa; Chordata; Actinopteri; Perciformes; Anoplopomatidae
Gene: soul5
Product: heme-binding protein soul5
Exons: 7
Coding region: 1-669 (222 amino acids)
Cellular component (GO): cytoplasm
Source: RefSeq, a predicted model, not a curated record